GAAAUCGUUAGGUUAUCGUAGGUGUUUUUCUGCUUUUAGCAGCUAUUAACUAGCUAGCUAAGUAACUAACUGCUUGCUAACAUUGGCUAGCAGAUGUUGUUAGCUAUCUUUCAAGCUGGUCAUCAAAUCACUAUGCCAGUCCUCUGUAGCAGCUGUGCUGAGAAGCGUGCAGUGCUUAAACGUCCAAAAACUGCCCAUUCCCUGUGCAAAGACUGCUUCUUCUGGGCAUUUGAAGAGGAGGUCCAUCAGACAAUAGUUUCAGCACAGCUCUUUAAACAUGGAGAGACUGUGGGCAUUGGUGCCUCCGGGGGGAAGGACUCCACUGUGUUGGCACAUAUCAUGAAGGUCCUAAAUGAGCGCUACAACUAUGGUCUGAAACUCCUGUUGUUAUCAGUGGACGAGGGUAUAACAGGUUACCGUGAUGACUCCUUGGAGACGGUGAAGAGGAACCAGCAGCAGUAUGAGCUGCCCCUGAAGAUUGUGUCCUAUGAGGAGCUGUAUGGCUGGACCAUGGAUGCCAUAGUGAAGCAGGUUGGACUGAAGAACAACUGCACUUUCUGUGGAGUGUUCCGAAGACAGGCGCUGGACCGGGGAGCCAUGAUGCUGAAAGUUGAUAAGAUAUGUACAGGUCACAAUGCUGAUGAUGUGGCAGAGACUGUUCUGAUGAACGUUCUUCGAGGAGACAUCGCCCGUCUACGCCGCUGCACUGCCAUCAGCACAGCUAGCGAGGGUGAGGGGGUGGUCCCGCGUUGCAAGCCCCUGAAAUAUGCCUACGAGAAGGAGAUAGUGCUUUACGCCUACUUUAAGAAGCUGGACUACUUUUCCACUGAGUGCAUAUAUUCCCCUAAUGCCUACCGAGGCCACGCCCGGACCUUCCUGAAAGACUUGGAAGCAGUGCGGCCGAGCGCCAUCAUGGACGUCAUCCACUCUGGGGAGAACCUGUCGGUGAGGGAGGGCGUUAAGAUGCCCGUUCAGGGAACGUGCGGCCGGUGUGGCUACAUCUCCAGCCAAACGCUUUGCAAGUCCUGUGUGCUGCUGGAGGGUCUCAACCGUGGCCUGCCCAGGCUGGGAAUUGGGAAGCACCACCGUCUCCACGGGAAGAUCCUCUCACAGCAGCCACUAACCCAAGCUGAGGAAAGGAAGCUUAAGACCCUGGAACUCUGAGGGGGGGGGGGGACAAGGUCCUUUGAUCCCCAC
Messenger RNA from Esox lucius (northern pike), 1197 nucleotides. It is a transcript of the gene ctu1, whose product is annotated as cytosolic thiouridylase subunit 1 homolog (S. pombe). Gene Ontology annotation, cellular component: cytosolic tRNA wobble base thiouridylase complex; mitochondrion. Gene Ontology annotation, biological process: tRNA wobble position uridine thiolation. The coding region runs from base 94 to 1164 and encodes 356 amino acids. The transcript has 3 exons. Gene Ontology annotation, molecular function: tRNA binding. NCBI's taxonomy places the organism in Eukaryota, Metazoa, Chordata, Actinopteri, Esociformes, Esocidae. The record is from RefSeq and is a predicted model, not a curated record.